Phanerochaete carnosa HHB-10118-sp is the source of this 1043-nucleotide messenger RNA. RefSeq lists its product as uncharacterized. Lineage: Eukaryota; Fungi; Basidiomycota; Agaricomycetes; Polyporales; Phanerochaetaceae. The transcript is spliced from 5 exons. The coding region runs from base 43 to 924 and encodes 293 amino acids. The record is from RefSeq and is a predicted model, not a curated record.
GGAGGUAUAAGAAUAAGCCGCGGCGGGACUAGUACUGGCAUUAUGGUACUUUCAAUAAUUUAUGCUGUGUUUGGAUUAUUUCAAGUUGUCACCUCUGCACACAGUCGUUCUAUGAAAUCAUUCGUUCAUUCCCAGCCCAGAGAGCUUAAGUUUAGAGAUUUAGACUGGAAUCCGAACAUCGCGCAGUGUCCUACGCAAUGCGCUAUUCUCGUGAACGCCUUCACAUGCACCACUUCGCAGUGUUUUUGCACUAACGAGGUCGCGGCCAGCUAUAGAGACUGCAUGGUCUGCAGUAUAGAUCUGGCAUCGAAUCCCGGCUUGCUCUCAGAUGCACAACAGAGCCAAGACGAUCUAACUACGAAUUGCGAGUCUGACGGUUACCCCAUCGCCCAAUUGUUCGUUGGGACGAAUGGCGUUAGCCCGGCUGUUCCUGCCAGUGACCAGACGUCUGUCGCGUUCGCGGCUCCCCCAUCAACUACCGCCCCUCUCGUUGGCCAAACAUCUACCGCGUUUGCAGCCCCUCCACCAAAUACCAACUCACAACAGCCUACAAGUACGGUAGUCGUGUACCCCUGGCAGCCGAGCCCGACCACGGUCACUAACGGGAACACCGUAGUCUGGUAUGGCGGAAGUUCGUUCGGCAUGAGCGUCGGGCUCUCGACCAGCUACGGCCAACCUCCGACGGCCGUAGGCUCUUCCGUCAUCCCUGGCUUCCAAAUCGGACCAUCGCCCUCUGCUUCGGCCUCAAAUACCCAAACACCUCACGCGGCUAGCUCUGCAAGCAGUUCUGGCGCAUCCAACGGCGCAUCCUUGAACCCUCAAGAGGCUAAAACAAGCGCGGCCACUGCAUCUCACAUGAUACCCAUCCUAAUGAUGCUAGCUGUGUUCUCGGUCACUACCUUCUCCCACGCACAUAUGCUGUAGACUUGUCGUUGCACGAGUAAACUCCGCUCUUGGGUUGCCUGUAUAGUGGCUUGCCUCGUCCUGUCGUUACUCUUUGGCAUCGGUCUAUACACUGUUUCUUCGCGUACCUCGAAAGCUUU